AUGCCCGUCAAGCAACUCGAUACGCCGUAUCCCGUCAUCGAUACGGACCCUCAUUUCUCCCGUGUAGUGCGUUCCUUCCGUUCCUCGGACUACGUAGUCAUGGCUGGAGCUACGGCUGCCUUCCCUUCCGCCAUCUACCUGAUGGAGAUGUUCGAUCCAACGCGACCCAAGCGUGGAAUUGGAAGUGCUUUGCGUCUUUCGACGUUUUUGGGUCUGUGUGGUGGAUUCCUGUUUGCAUACCAACAAACAUCGUUCCGAUUCUGGGGCUGGAAGGAGAACGAAUUGGAACAACAGGCUAACCAGGCAGCUAUCGAUGCAGGCAUCAAGCCUCCUGGUACGGAUCCGACCAAGAGCGAUCUUUCGCCGCAUCUGCAGGGCGUAGCUCAUAGAAACAGCGCUUUUUCCCAGUUGAAGUUCAGCACACUUCCUUGGUUCAACAUGGUGAACCACCCAUACCAUGGCGGUGAUGACAACUCGCAGGAGUCUCGGUAG
Ustilago hordei is the source of this 492-nucleotide messenger RNA. RefSeq lists its product as uncharacterized. The transcript has 3 exons. The coding region runs from base 1 to 492 and encodes 163 amino acids. The record is from RefSeq and is a predicted model, not a curated record. Lineage: Eukaryota; Fungi; Basidiomycota; Ustilaginomycetes; Ustilaginales; Ustilaginaceae.